Messenger RNA from Orcinus orca (killer whale), 4168 nucleotides. It is a transcript of the gene SLA2, whose product is annotated as Src like adaptor 2. Gene Ontology annotation, molecular function: protein binding. The record is from RefSeq and is a predicted model, not a curated record. The coding region runs from base 2978 to 3808 and encodes 276 amino acids. NCBI's taxonomy places the organism in Eukaryota, Metazoa, Chordata, Mammalia, Artiodactyla, Delphinidae. The transcript has 8 exons.
ACCCAGGAUAAAUAAGUUGCCCGAGGUCAUACCAGUAAGCCAGCCGAGAUUGAACCCUGAGUCCAUCUGACACGCCUAUAUUCCUCUCAAACCGAAAACCUGACCGUGAGAAGCCUGACCGCGAGGUGAUGCGGGAGAAGCCGAGAUCUUGGAAAGGCUGCAUCUCAGCUCUGCCCUCUUUGCGCAGUUGCCACCUCCCACCCCUCGUGUAGUAAUCUGCAGCCACCUGCCAGGGCUCCUGCAACAGACCAGACUGUAGUUCACCAGAAGGGGCUGUCUUCAUACCCACCAAGGACAAUUUCAGGAGGCAGCCGUCUCAGGUCAGUUUUGAACAGUCCAGGGGCUGCGGCUACCACUACAUCGAGGUUGCUGUGUGUCUGUGGCAGACGCUUGUAAAAUGACUCGACCCUGCCCAUCCUGGUAGAGGACAGGAAACAAAUGCAUGUGGGCCGAUACAGGUGACCGUGCUGAGGUCCUUACAGAACAGGCAGAAGCAGAGUUCCAGAGCUGGAGGUGGUCUCAUGGGCACAGUUGCUCUACGAACCCACCUUGCUCCAGCUGCCUUGGCUACACAUCGGCAGGGAUGGUUGCCUGUUUCCCACCUUGGCUGUGUGCCUGGAGUCGGGCCCCAACUGGCUGGUCCUUACCACACUCAUCCUCUUCUCAUUUUCAUUUCCUUUCUUCCUAUUCAAUAUAUUCCAAAAAAAAAAAAAAAGUUGGGGUGCCUGCUUUGUGAGAGGCAAGGAAGUGGCCAGGUAGAUGCUCCCACACAAGGUGAUUGUGUGAAGCUUUUUCAUAUAAAUUUCGUAUAAAUUCCGGAAUUCCAUAUAAAUUCCAUAUAAAUAAAAAUCUCACCCAGUUCUCAUGGCAACUCUGCAAAGUGGCAGUGUGUUUUACAGACAAAGAACAGCUGAGGAAAGUUAAGUGAUUUGGCCAAGGACACCUAGCUAGAAAAAGUUCCCAGUUCUUCCAAAAUCGAUGCAUUUUCAUAUUUUAUUAGCUACAGGCCACGCCCUUACACCUUCCUGAAUGUUCCUCCUACUGAGCCAGUACGGUAGACCCUUUUCCAGUUUUGUGGAUGAGAAAACAGGCCCAGAGGUAACCAAUUUACAAAUGGUCAAAAAACUAACAGAGCAGCAGAUCUAGGCUUUAAACUCUCUAAUUCUCAGGUGCCUCCCUGAGUGGAACGGGAGAGGAUAUGGUGGGAUUUUUUUGAGACCAUAGAUGGUCAUUCCCUACUUCCUCGUUCAUGGGCCUCUCCUUAAGGCCAGUCCAAAAGUCUGCCUGUCAGAUGAAAAGAUGGACAUCGCGGUGGUGUGGAGGCAAGAGCAGGAGGGUGGGCCUGUGAUCAGUUCCCUCCCAGCCACAGGCCACAUCCUUGAGUGGCCGUCACCCACCCUAACAUCCUGGUUAGAACCUCCACUCUGGCUCCCUCAGCCCUCCACGCCAGGUGCCGCAGGAGUUAAAUCUCAAACCACCCUUUCCCGGGAGAAAGGGAGAACCUGAGCCCAGGUGUGCUCAAGGCCCCAGAAAAGGCUGCAUUGUCUGUGAAAUAGCGGUUUCGCGUUAAAAGCCUCUGUCUCCAGGACUGCUAAGCCCCUCAUGGGGAGGCAGGGAAUGGGUGGUUAUUUAGAUGCUAAUGAGCUGAGAUUUUUAUUAAUUUAAAUUCAAAAAAAAGUUUGGUUUUUUGGCCACGCCACACGGCUUGUGGGAUCUUAGUUCCCCAACCAGGGAUGGAACCCGGGCCCUCAGCAGUGGAAGCAUGGAGUCCUAACUACUAGACCACCAGGGAAUUCCCUAAAUUUAAAUUUUAAUGACUGAUUUAAACAUACUAAUCAAAGGGGGUUCUAUCGGAGAUUCUUUAUCCUAGCCGAGUGGUUCUUAAGUUUAGGGUGUGCAUCAGAAUCACCUGGAGGGCUCGUGGAAACAGGUUGCUGGCCCCCUACCAUGGAGUUUCUGAUUGGGUAGAUGAGAGGUGGAGCCUGAGAACUGGCACGUCUCACACAUUUCCAGAUGAUGCUGAGGCUGCUGGCCUAGGGACCACACUUGCGGAACCACUGUCCAGGUCCUGCUACACAAAGCGUGGUUCCCAAACCAGCAACAUGGGUAUCGCCUGGGAGUUGUUAGCAGUGCAGAAUCUUGAGCCCCACUGAACCAAAAUCUGCUGUUUAACCAGAUCCCCAGGGGAUUCCUCUACACAUUAAAGGUUGGGACACUCCAAGGCAGUGCGUCCCAUACUUGCUAGUCAAAGGAAUCUCUUGGAGGGUUUUAAGAUUCAAAUGUUGGGGCUGCUCCUCUGGUGACUUGGAUUCAGAAGAUGUGGGGGAAUCCCAGGAAUCAGACUAACAGGCCCCUCAGGUGAUUAUAAUAGACCAGGUAAGCUUGGGAAACUCCUGCUCAUUUAGCUUGGUUCUGUGUUCCUUGGAUCAGACCAAGCCACACAGUCAGAGAGAAACCUCUCCCUCCAGGAUCAUGACGAGGCAGCUGCUUCUCCCCCAUAAACCGGAACUUGGGGAAGGUGGCUCCUCGAUGGUCUGUGAUGCCGUCAGAGGAAACGGGUGGUUGUGAGAACCACAGAGCCUGCAGAUGUGAGCUGGGAGCCCCAAGGACCCUGUGACAGAGCUUGAAGAGCCCUGGGCCUGCUUCCUGGCCUGGCUGUGCUUGGGAGGGCCAGCCAGUUGGAGGUGGGGCUCCUUUCCCAUCCCCGGGGUACAGACUGCUGACCACGGGCAGAUGCCAAGCUCCCCAAAGCAAUAUCGAGAGCCUCUCCCUGAAGACUCCCAGGCUGAGAGGGUCCCGGGUGACCUAGGACGAAGGACAUUGGCCGACUUCCAGAAGGGGCCCCCCAAAGCCCUAACCUCUUCAGCUAAAGCAUGCGUCUUAGCCGUGCCCCUGCCCCAAGCCUCUGAUGACAGGAAAACACAUCUCUUUCAGAUUUCUCUUGGUGAUGCACUUCUGAGUGUUCUGCUGAGGAACGAUGGGAAGUCAGCCCAGCAGGGGGAAAGCCCUUCCAAGCCCAAGCCUGAGCCCCUGUGUGCAAGGCCAGGGGCCUGAGCCCAUGCAAGCAGAGAGGAGCAAGGCCAAAGCUGUGGCCUUGGGCAGUUUCCCAGUAGGCGAGCAGGCAGAGCUGUCUCUGAGACUGGGGGAGCCAUUGACCAUCAUCUCUGAGGAUGGAGACUGGUGGACGGUGCUGUCGGACAUCUCAGGCAGAGAGUACAUCUGCCCCAGCAUCCACGUGGCCAAAAUCUCCCAUGGGUGGUUAUAUGAGGGCCUGAGCCGGGAGAAAGCUGAGGAACUUCUGCUGCUGCCUGGAAACCCAGGAGGGGCCUUCCUCAUCCGGGAGAGCCAGACCAGGAGAGGCUGUUACUCCCUGUCGGUCCGCCUCAGCCGCCCUGCAUCCUGGGACCGGAUCAGACACUACAAGAUCCAACGCCUUGACAAUGGCUGGCUGUACAUCUCACCACGCCUCACCUUCCCCUCACUCCAGGCCCUGGUGGACCAUUACUCUGAGCUGGCGGAUGACAUCUGCUGCCUACUCAAGGAGCCCUGUGCCCUGCGGAGGGCCGGCCCACCCCCUGGCAAGUCCAUACCUCUACCUGUGACUGUGCAGAGGACACCACUCAAUUGGAAAGAGCUGGACAGCUCUCUCUUGUUCUCUGAAGCAUCUGCCACAGGGGAGGAGUCCCCCCUCAGUGAGGGACUCCGGGAGGCCCUUAGCUCCUACAUCAGCCUGACUUAUGACAUCUCCUUGGACGAUGCCAAGGCCCAAAGCAGAGACCGAAAGGGGAACCAAGGCUGCAGCACCUAGAACCCCAACUCAGCUCAGCCUGACUGAGCACCCCAGAGGCAAAGACUGUGCAGAGUGAGGGGAGGGCUGGGACACAGAGGCACAGCCAGAGUGCCACCUCUAUCCUCUGUUCCUUCCUCUCUCAGCCCUAAGAAGUCACCUAACCUCCUCCCAGUGCCAUGACCCGACCUACAGCCUCUAGUUCAAGUAAAGACCAGUUAAGAACAGGGCCAGGACUCCAGAGAGACUAGAUGUCCUCGGUGUGACCCAGCCAGUUCCCGAGUUUGGGAGUCCCAGUACCACCUUCCUCCCUCUGCCUGUCGAGUCGAGUCUCAUUCUACAUCCCCACAACCACUCGCACAAGGCAGAGAACGCCCACUA